AUGGUGGGGGAGGAUUUUUGGAAAAAUAAAAAGAAAGAAGGAAAAGAAGAAUUAAAAACAAAAACAAUUAAAUAUCUAGAAUAUUUACCUUCUAGGGAUGAUGAAAAUAAAUUGAGUGAAAUUAAUGAGAGAGAAAAGAUAUUCUCUGACGAUCAACAAUUUCCAAAAGAAGACAGUAAAUCCCCUAUUUGGCGUCGCAAUUUGUUUUUAGUUGCAGACGAAGACGGUGCUGAUAUUUGCGAGUGGCGGUUUAAUAUUAAAGAAGAAGCUUUACAAAAAAAUAAAAAGAUGGAACAAGGAGAAGGAGGAGGGGGGCAACAGCCUUGGAGAGGAAUUGAAACACCUACUGGGCAACCAACAAAAUCUUGCCUUAAACAAACACCUCAAACAUCUUCUAGUCCAAAACAACAAAUAGGGAAUAGUAGUUACUCUCUGCAUCAUGUCGGCACUGAACCUGAUGGAGAAAGUUGGGAAGAUAGAGGAGAAAUUAGUUUUGAUUUAGAUAAACAACGUUUAGCUUUAAUUCAACAAAUGCAGAAAAAUUUAGAGAUACAUAGAAAACAUCAAAGUCCUCGACGUUAUCCAACUGUACCUUUUGAUGGACCUUUUUUUCGAUUGGAGGAAGUUGGGAAUAAUGUUCCAGGGACUUCAACUAGUGGAGGGAAAAUACCUGCUCCACCACCACCUCCCCCUCAAGGAUGGACUCCACGUCAGUCUUCAUCACAAAUAUAUGAACAACAAUCUCCUUUCAAUAAUCCUGAGGAAGAAGAGUUUGAUGAAGCAAGUGGAGGAAGAGUUGUUUAUUGGCCAGCACCUGACCCAAAGAGCCGCCUUCCAAAGCAAGCACCUCCACCACCAAAAAAUUUAAGAGAUCCUGAACGAUUAGAAGAAUUUCUUAGACAAGAACAAAUGCAGAAAGAAGCAGAAGCUCUUCGGAUGCAACGAGAAGCUGAAUUAAGGGAUAGGCAGUUCCGUGCAUUACAACUUCAACAACAACAACAAAAUCAUAUUAGAGUUCCCUCUACUUCUACUUCAAACUAUUUUCCUUCUCCUCCUUCACAUCCUCUACCUGAUUAUGAUGAUUAUCAACAACAUCAACAAACUCAAAAAAAUGUUCGAGUAUUUGAAACACGUCCAAUAUCUGCAGAAGAAUCUUCAACUUCUCCAGAAUUUGCAACAAAUGGGCAAUCAAAUAGAGGAACUUGGAGGAGGACAUUUACUUUAGAUUCGAGACUUUCACGUGGAUUAACUAUUGAUGAACGAAAUGAAAUUCUAACAAGCGACGAAAGAUUAAUUAGAGAAAGAUUCAAUAUUGACUUAUUGAAGAGAAGAGAAUCUUUCAUCGAAAAACCAGAACAUCCACCAGAAAUUCAAAGGCUCGGUAGACGUUGGCAACCCCCAUUAGAACAACCAUUUAAGUGGCCAACUUCUUCCACUUCAACACAACAACCACUUUCUGUUCAAACUGGAGGAGAUGCUGAGGAGUAUCGUUGGGCACCUUUAAUUAGAGAACCUGCUUUUAAGAAAGAAACUAAACGUUUUACACCAGAACCUGAAUCCCCACCAAUAAGAGGACAUGGUACGGGUCCACUCGACGAUGUAGCUAGGCGACAAACUGCAGGUAUCAUUCUUGCUUCUCCUGAUGGAUCGCAUCGACCAAGGACUGAAUUCUCCCAUAUACGAAAACCGCCUGCUGGAGGUUUUAUGCCUCAUGCUCCAAAUGUUAUUCGAGUUUCUAGAGCGGAAGGAAAAGCUCAAAAAGGUGAAACUGGAGGAGGACUUCGACGGCAUACAAGUGAUAUGAAAUCAAAAGAACCAACUGAAAGAGAAUAUUUAACUAAUGAUGAUAUGAAUGGAGGAGCUUCGUCUUCACAAUAUCAAUAUAAUCGCCAACUUCCUCGUCAUUCCUCUACCAUUGUUCAAUUAGGUCCACUACCACGAGUAGAAGUUCGUCGCCGCAUUAAACUACUCGAGGCUCGCCAGCAGCAAACAAACCAUCAAAGAAGUCGAAGUGCUGUUUCACAUGCUAGAAGUGGUUCCUCUGCUGCUCGUUCUCCUUCAGCUCAGCGCAGUUUAGAAAGGAUACAAAGAGCAACAGCCCCAAGCCCAGCACCAGCUAGUUAUGCUAGGGCAAGAAGAUAUAUUCCUACGGCUUUACCUUCGGGCAUUAGACAAAGUUCUGAUCAAAUGUCUCAAGAAAGACCCCAAAUACCCCCACGACAUACUCGCCAAAUGGCUGAAGUUGUUCAGAAUGCAGCUAAAUCCCAUAAACAAAUUCAUGAACCUCUUUGCGCCAAAUUUGUGCCAAACACAUUUUCUACCCAAAAACAAAAACUUGAAGGAAAUGGGAGAGGAAUGUUUAAUGAAAAAAGUCAUAAGAAAAUAAUUCCUCCUCAAGAAGAAAAAAGGAAAAAGCAGUUAAUUUUGAAUGAAGAAAGAGGAGGAGGAGAAAGGAGUCAAAUAUUACCUUCAAGUACUGAUAGUGGGGAAAUACAAAGUUAUCAUUCUGAAAGAACUGUUGAACAUAGACGUUAUACAUCUAGAAGUUGA
Molecule: messenger RNA, 2550 nt
Organism: Meloidogyne enterolobii
Lineage: Eukaryota; Metazoa; Nematoda; Chromadorea; Rhabditida; Meloidogynidae
Source: the annotation of a GenBank genome assembly